This is a messenger RNA of Laccaria bicolor S238N-H82, 1196 nucleotides long. Its product is annotated as putative proline-rich protein. Lineage: Eukaryota; Fungi; Basidiomycota; Agaricomycetes; Agaricales; Hydnangiaceae. The coding region runs from base 1 to 897 and encodes 298 amino acids. The record is from RefSeq and is a predicted model, not a curated record. The transcript has a single exon.
AUGGGCCGCGCUCUUUUUUCUCUAUCUUACGCUUCUACACCAGCGGUGCGGGUCGAGCCAGAACCGAUCGUGGACACAUGCGAGAAAUGGGGAGCAUGCAAUCGUUUUGACCCUGAUUCCGAAGAGUUCUUUAAUGACGCUCAGUACGAGGCUUUCCUUGAGGAGGACGGCAUUCCACAGACCGUCAGGGCGGUGGCAGAGGGUGCCAACAGUGACAACGACCGUGGCAGCUCAAUGGCCGUAGAAUCAGACGAUUCAGCCAUCCUCAUCGCUGGUGCUUACCCAAACGUCGCCGAUGAUUGGCAACGCUUCUUGUCAGGGCCCGCUCCCCAGGCAGCAGCGGAGUUGGCGCGCGACCGGAACCUUCCUCCCUCGUUCUCUCGCGUUUCCGAAUCGUUCACUUCCGGGGCCCCACGUAUUCCAGGCAGCGAACAGCAACGAAUCGCCGACCAUCCAAGAUCUAAUCGGCUCAAUCGUCCUCGAUCGUUCUCUGACAUAUCUCCCUUCUUACCCCAAUCCCCCACGCGCAUUCCAAUCGCAGCGAUUGAGAUCGACACUGAGCGGAUCACUUCUCGUUCCCCCACCGCCCGCCGAGCUGUUAACAUCGCUCCCAUUAAUAUUCCAAAUGAACCCUCUUUACCUAGCCCUUCCCCCGACUCUCCUUCCCCUUCCACGCCCCCUCCGGCAAUUUACCAUCUUCGCUCCAUGAUUUCACCCUCCCCUCCUCCCUCUGUCACCCCACGAUUCUACUCUUGGCAGAACCACCCCAUCCCUACUAGCCCUACCAUUUCGCGUGGCAACCGUGACGGCCCCUUGACCAACCCCCAUGCUCGCAUGUCCUUUGCACGCAUCGACUCUUCUCCGGCCCGCAUCCGUGUCCAGAACACUGUGGUGUGAUGCCAACCCCCCAAAAGCGACACAGAUCCCGGCCCAUUUGAUGAUGGUUAUACACGCAUCUAUAUUCAUAAUCAUUAAUGCUACUGCAAUAUGCUCUCUGUAGUCCUUCCCCGAUGGGUUGAUGUUGUUAGCACGAAUUUUGCUUCGCUCCUUUUUAUGCCUUGAUUUAUGCUUUACCUAUACAUCUCGCACGUUCUUUGUUUACAACUACCAUUUGUACUCGGUUCAUCGCCCUCCUGAUACCUCUGUGCACAUAUACCUGUCACUUGUAUUAUGAAUAUCAUCUUUCUCUCGAUUUC